AUGGACAUUCAAGGUAACCUCACAGAAAACCAGGCCUCGCAGCCAAUGCAUGUGCAAGAAAACUGCCUGAAACCCAGCAUGGAGGAUCAGCUUCCUUUUGGAGUUCCUUCCUCACAGGGUUUCUUGCAAGAUUUUCAUCAUAUUGAUCACUUUCCUGUGAAUGAUGGCUCCUCAUCCAAUCCUAUUUUCUUGCAACAUACUCCAAAUUUUGAUCCCUUUGAUCACAAUUGCAAGCCUUUUGCUGAGAGCAAUGGUAGUGCACAUGUUCAUCUGAUGCACAAUUUCCAAUAUGUAGGUUAUAGUUUGAACCUCCCUCGGACGAAUCAACUGGAUAUGGUGGUGGCAAACCAGAGAUUCCUGCCCUUCGGUGCUCUAGAAACGAAACCUUUGAAUUUUGUUGCACCAGAUGAAAUCUCAUGCAUAUCCCCACCUAAAUUUUAUAAGAAAGUUGGUUUGAAUAAAAACCUUAGGGAAUCCUCUAGCACUAGGAGAACAUUCAAAGCUCGGAAGAAAUCCAACAUAGUGAAGGGGCAAUGGACAUCAGAUGAAGACAGAUUGUUGAUUCAACUGGUCGACCAAUAUGGAGUGAGGAAGUGGUCACACAUAGCUCAGGCGUUGCCUGGAAGAAUAGGGAAACAAUGCAGAGAACGAUGGCAUAACCAUUUAAGGCCAGACAUUAAGAAGGACAUGUGGACUGAAGAAGAGGAUAAAAUACUGAUCCAAGCUCAUGCAGAGAUAGGAAAUAAGUGGGCAGAGAUUGCAAAAAAGUUGCCUGGAAGAACUGAGAACUCCAUCAAAAACCAUUGGAACGCAACAAAGAGAAGACAAUAUUCCAAGAGAAAAUGUCGUUCAAAGUACCCUAGAGGCUCUCUUCUUCAGGAAUAUAUCAAGAGCUUGAACCUAGACCAAAAUCCACCUAUGGACUAUCGAAAAAAAUCUGUUAAAAAUGCCAAUCCAAAGACAAACAAUAACGGCAAAGCAGCAGCUGAGCUCCUGUGUGGUGAUCAAUUCUGUUCCAAUGGGCAGUUGGUGACAAAGUAUGAUUUUAACGAGGUCCCAGAUUUUUGUUUGGAUGAUAACUUGUUUGAAGAGGGGUGUAGCAUUGAUUCUCUGCUAGAUGAUAUACAAAGUGCUUCUACUAUGGAUGACAAAGAUUUUGAUGGAAAAGUACAAUGUGCUCCUACUGUGGAGGGAAAACAGUCUCAUCAUCAUCACACUGAGAUAACUAUGGGGAUUGAAGUUAAGAAGGAACUGGAUUUGGUGGAGAUGAUGUCACAUCACGUUAAUGAAAAGUAG
Molecule: messenger RNA, 1296 nt
Organism: Vigna angularis (adzuki bean)
Lineage: Eukaryota; Viridiplantae; Streptophyta; Magnoliopsida; Fabales; Fabaceae
Product: transcription factor MYB98
Exons: 4
Coding region: 1-1296 (431 amino acids)
Biological process (GO): regulation of DNA-templated transcription
Cellular component (GO): nucleus
Molecular function (GO): DNA-binding transcription factor activity, RNA polymerase II-specific; RNA polymerase II cis-regulatory region sequence-specific DNA binding
Source: RefSeq, a predicted model, not a curated record